Molecule: messenger RNA, 3726 nt
Organism: Biomphalaria glabrata
Lineage: Eukaryota; Metazoa; Mollusca; Gastropoda; Planorbidae
Exons: 5
Coding region: 284-2107 (607 amino acids)
Source: RefSeq, a predicted model, not a curated record
UUUAGUUUUAACGGUAAUACCCAUGUCUGCUAAUGUCCAAUGAGAUAGAUAAAUGGCAUCUAAUUAUAUUAUCAUACAACAAAUAUUUAUAUUUCAAUUUAUGAUAUUUCAAUUCAACAUGGUUAAUGAAGGAUUGGAAAUGAUACAUUAAUGGAGAGAAUGAGGGCCGAAAGUCGUUGUUGUCUUAAAAUGGGAGCAAGAAAAAGAAAACAAAAGAUCAGCAUGCAGUACAACGAAAAUUGAUUUUUAGAGCAUCAAAUGCAUAGGAUAGAACACGCUUAAAAUGAAUAAAAAUCAUAAAAUCUCUGAGGACUUUGUACGAUCUAUUAGUCAGAGAAACUUGGAGGUUUAUGCUGUUCCAGAAAGUCCAUUCUAUUAUAGGAAUGUUCAAAAUAUAGAUAUUUUAAGAUCAAUAUUUUUAAGAGAAAUUAAUAGACUACAAACAUUUAAUGGGUAUCCUCAAGAUGGAUUUUCUGCCAUUAAAUUGGCUAGCAACGGCUUUAUUUACCAAGGCCAUGGUCAUGAAGCUGUCUGUGUCUUUUGUGGAAGCAGAUAUGCUGAGUGGAGUACAGAGGACGACGUCCAGAUAAUACACAGAUGUCUCUGUCCUCAGUGUCCAAUGGUCACUGGUGAAGUUGUCAGUAACAUUAGCCUCAACGGGGAUGUCGCUCAAAGAAUUGAGGGUAUACACUUUAGAAAUGAUUAUGAAACAAGGUUGGAUACAGAAACAUCACUUGCUAGCAGAGUUCAGUUACAAGAAUUUCGAAGUGAGGAGAAUGUACGUGAUAUCAAUGAGGACAGGAUUAAUACUCUUGAAAUAACAACAUCUAUUUAUACGCCAUCUUUUCCAGGCGUGAUUGCAGACGUGACAGUCGAAUAUUUAACAAAUAAUACAAGCCUAAUGUCUGCUACACCCUCCUGUCCCAUCGCACCAGAAAACAAAACUAGUUCCGGUUGUCAGACACAUAACAUUGAGAACGAGACACACUUGCGUUACGAUCAUUUGACGACAUUAGAAACAAACGAAAUGGACACAACUUUAAGCAUAACAUCUGAUCUCACUGUAGCUGAAAACGGUGCUCAAGCCCAGGCAUUUGUUCAGCAUGAUUCAGAAACAGACGUUUUAUUAAUGACAAAAUUAGCAAAUUUAAACACUUUCAUUACUCUACGAAGUGAUGACAGUGAGGAAGUCAUGCUUCUUUGUAAUGAUCAGAUACAAACGUUAAGAGGGGACAUUCCGAUACUUCCCAAUUCAGUUCCAACAUAUACAAAUGAAGACAUGUUAAUGGUUCCAGUUAAUAACACUGACAUACUUGAUACGGCAUCACACGAUUUUGAUCUAACACAAACGUUAGGCCAAGACAUACUGUCAUUCAGUUCAACUCAUACGGCAGUCAAUAAUUUGGGCAGUGCAUCUACAAAUACUGCAACUGAUCCACUGGGCAGGUUAUCGGACUCUCCAAAUGAAACUAUAUUCAACGGUUUGGUGUUAAAAGACUCAACAACCUGUGAAGCUGUAAGCUCAGCAAUAGGUAUAAGCGAUGCAACACAUAAGACAGAAGCACUGACUGUUGACACACCAACACAUCUACACGAAUAUAGUCCUGGGACUAGUCAGGAGACAGCAUCGGUGCGAAACAAAGACACAUUGGUUCUCAAUAGAUCUGUCAUUUCUACAAAUUUAACAAAGGUAGCUAACAACCAAAAUGAAAUAACUUUUACAAUAAAAUCAGCACAAAACCUCAAGGAAAUUAUAUUUGAAUGCAAUGACAAACAAAAGAUCGAAAUAGAAGAGUUUAAUCUGCAAGGGUCUAAAGGGCUGUAUAUUUCAUGCCCUACAAACUUUAGGAGUGUCAUUAAACUAGCACAUGGUGAACAUGUAAACAAUAUGAACGACAUGACUUCAAUUAAUGUUCAAAGUGAUACAUCAAAGAUACAAUCGUCUGAAGGAAAAGCAAAUCCAUCUGAUGUGAAUCUGAGAAAGCUGCGAAUGACUAAGGCUGAGCUUAAAGGCAGAGUAACUCGUUCAGAUGCGAUCCGUAUAAUAAAAGAGAAUGUCCAGCAACUUAAGGAUAGGUUACAGUCAGAUCUAUUGCAGCAGGCAUAGACACAGAUUUCUGAUUGGUCUAGAUUGUAGAACGUGACACUGACUUAACAACUUAAUGUAAAUCAUAUUUAUGAUAAAUGACAUAUGAUAAAUGACAUAUAUAUCUCACACUCUGACUUCUCUUGAAGUAAAAUUAUUUCCGCCUAAUGUUUGGCUGUUCUAGUUUAUGCAAAUGUUUCAGAAACAAAAACAUAAAGUAAACAAAUAACUAAUUUAUGUCAUAAAUGAUAUCUGACUGCCAAAUUACAUUACAAAAAUAAAUCUGUAAAAGAAUAUAGAAGGGAGGGGAAGAGAUCAAAAUGAAAACAAACACUUAUAAUAUAGUCAACAAAGUUUUCAACUGACAAAAAUGUGUGGAUGUUUUUUCAAGUUGCUGAUAUUUGUGUGGGUUUGUACACAAAGGGCUCAUCGUCUCAGCACCAAAACAAACAACAAAUAUAUAUAACGGUAAUUCUCUACUCAGUGUUAACGUAUUACAAUUUCUAUCGAAUAGUUCAAGAAUAUUUGAACUAUGUAACGAUAUCAAUCAUGUCUCAUUAAUCAAGCUCUCAAAAUUAAAUAACAUACUACAAAUGUUUAUUCCAUACUGGUUAGAUUUAUAACAAACAUUUGGAACAAAGAGACAUACAAAGAGACUUUCUUGGAAAUUUUCAAAAUAAACUAAACUAGUGUUUCCCAAACUGUGUUCACUAGACCUAAAUGGGUGUCCCACGAACAUCUGGAAUAAUUAGCUAUUAGCCCACCACGUCAAAUAAUCUCCCUAAAAGAAUUAGCCAAGUGUGCGCUAAAUACGCAGACUGUAGGAAAUGUUAGGAAAAAAGUUUGGAACACACUGAACUAAACAAUGUCAAGGACGCUGACAUUAAAAUGAAAUGUAGACAACUCAAUUUUAAAAAAUUGACAAACAAACGAAAAGCUUCGAAACUUUUAUUCUGCGCAUCAGAUGUAACAAAAAGCUAUUAUAGAUUUUACGCCAUAGAUGAACAAAAAAACAGAUUUUACAAAAAAAUUAUUUUCGAAUAUGUCCACAUAAAUCUAAAUAUUUUUUUAAACACUGUGUGUCAUAUUUUGCACCAAUGUAAGCACAAAGUAUAUUUUCUACAUUUAUUGUUUGAAUUAGCUUAAUGUUCUUCUUUGACAAGAAUUGUAAGCAAAGAGAAGGGCUAACGUGAUUUAGUCAUUAUCUCAGUAUUGACGACAACAUACAGGUGUGUGGACUGUCUGACCUUGGCGGUCUAUAGAUAGGACAGUUGUUGACAUGAUGACUCGCUGGACUACUAGCUGUUAAUAUUUAAAUAUGGAAAGUGUUUUUAACUUGUUGACCUUACAUGUAUAUAAAAGCUUGUAGAAUAUUAAUGAAUUUCAUUGCUGUAAGAUGCUUUAAGCUUUUGUUUGUUCUGAUUAGCUUCCUACAAAGUUGACAAAUGUGUUUGUUUGAAUGUGUUUGUUUGAAUGUGUUUGUUUGAAUGUGUGCAUGUAACAAAGCUGCUUAGCAGGCUGAGAACAUUGUUUCCUACUUGUGAUCUUACAUCGGGAUGUUUGGAAAGGUUUUUAACACUAUAAGACAUAGGGGCCUUUGUGUUUCUAAAUAAAACUAAGAAUUAUUGGGGUUUUUUUUA